UCUUUCCUUUCAGGUGGGGCGGCGGCGUCCGCGGGAAAUCCAGGCCUGCAGUGUUCGGCUAGGUACAGCGCGGGAAUGGCAGGCCCGGGGAGCCUGGUCCUGCGGCCCUGGAUUCGAGAGCUGAUUCUGGGGUCAGAUGCUCUCUCAAGUCCACGGGUCGGGCAGCUGCUCGAGGUACUUCAGGAGGCCAAGGCCCCGGGCCCAUCCCACGCCCCUGACGCACCUGAUGUCGGGGCCAUGCUGCUUGUGUCCGACGGGACCUACAGUAUCCGAUGCUUCGUGACGCGGGAAGCCCUGGACACCUCGGCCUGCCCGCAGAAUUCUAUCUCCAGGUGGACCGCUUCAGCCUGCUGCCCAGUGAGCAGUCCCGCGUCCGGGUACCUGGUUGCAACCAGGACCUGGAAGUGCAGAAAAAACUCUAUGACUACCUUGAGGAGCACCUUUCAGAGUCCACCUCCCCCAAUGCAGGUACUGGUAGGGGGUGACCCUAACUCCCUGUGGAGUGAUCUCUCAGGCCUUAAGCCCUCAUCCCUCCUACCCUACCAUCCCUUCUCUUUGAGCCUCAGUCUAUCCUCUGGUGGCCUGCCCCCAGGCCUAUCACUGUCCCAGCUUCUGGAUGAGGUGAAGGAGGACCAGGAACAUCAGGGGGCGCUAGUGCACCUGGCUGAGAGCUGCCUGAUGCUGGCAGGCCCUUGCACAACACCCCCUCUCACCCGCUGGGCUGCCUCACGCUGCAGGGCCACGGGAGAAGCUGGAUAUACUGUCCCCAGCAUAAUGCUGCAUAUCUCUAAGAAUGACCAGCAAAUUCUGAGCUCUCUGGGCCGAGGUCAGAGGGCACAAAGCCCUGAGCUGCCUGCACCAGACCCGGCUCUGCAGGAUAUCUCUCCGACCCUGAUCUCCUCUCCUUCUUCCUCACCCAGUUCCUCAGGAACCCCUGCCUUACCCAGCCAUAUGCCAUCAGAGGAAAGCGGUGCCAGCAUCAGCCUUCUGCCUGCUCUGUCCUUGGCUGCUCCAGACCCAGUGCAGAGGGGCAGCUCCCAGGCCCUACCAGCCAUCUGUUCAGCCCCUGGACCCCUGCCCCUCAGCUCCCCACACCCCAGCCAUUCAUCCAACUCCUCACUUCCAAGCUGCAGCCCCAGUCUCUUGCCACUUGGCCAUGUCCCCAAUCCACACCAGGCCCAUAUGACCAGCACCCACAAACCUAGUCUGGAGUUCAAAGAGCUAGGCUUGCCUACCAAGAACCUGCAGCCUUCUCCAAGGACUAGAGCCACCAAGGGAGCUCAGGAGUCCUGCCCUGUCUGGGACACCCCAAAGAGACAUCGUGAUGGUUCCACCUUCCAAUAUGAAUACAAGCCACCGUGCACCUCGCUCUGUGCCCAGGUCCAAGCUGCCAGGCUCCCUCCCCAGCUCGUGGCCUGGGCCUUGCACUUUCUGAUGGAGCCACAGCCGGAGUCUGAACUAACUCAGGUGUGAGGGGUCAUGCGGGCACAUUGGAGGAUAUGUGUACACAGGCCCAAGCCCGGGGGUGGACAAACAGUGCUCCAUACUCUAAUUUCUUUGAGUUUUUUAAUAAAAUAAUCUCAUGCAGCA
This is a messenger RNA of Galeopterus variegatus (Sunda flying lemur), 1590 nucleotides long. It is a transcript of the gene ACD, whose product is annotated as adrenocortical dysplasia homolog (mouse). Gene Ontology annotation, cellular component: shelterin complex; telomerase holoenzyme complex; chromosome, telomeric region. Bases 76 to 1473 code for a protein of 465 amino acids. The record is from RefSeq and is a predicted model, not a curated record. Gene Ontology annotation, biological process: telomere capping; telomere maintenance via telomerase. The transcript has 11 exons. Gene Ontology annotation, molecular function: telomeric repeat DNA binding. NCBI's taxonomy places the organism in Eukaryota, Metazoa, Chordata, Mammalia, Dermoptera, Cynocephalidae.